AUGAUGUCACCAAGCGCAACAUCAGAAGCCCUCUCUAUCCAACCGGAGAAUGGAGAUGGAACUGCCUCAACAACACAACCAGUGCCAGCCCCUGCCUUAUCCAACGACUCUGAGUUUCUCAACACCCAGCCAGGCCCAGACCACGACUGGAAGAUCUCGUUGAAGAACAAGGUUGUGGCAAUCACUGGCGCCAACAGGGGUAUCGGCCUCGGAAUCGCGGAGGUUUGCCUGGCAAAUGAUGCUGCGGUAGUGUACUCUCUCGAUCUCUUCGAGCCAGAUGAAGAGUUUCAAGCAAUCCAGAAGGCCAACCCCAAGAGAAUUCGCUACAUACACUGCGACGUCACUUCCGAGGAGAGCAUCACGUCAGCCAUCGAUGCUAUCGUUGCAAAUGAGGGGGCAAUUCACGGUCUGGUCGCUAAUGCUGGAAUGACGAAGCACCAACCCGCUCUCAACUUUGACCGUGCUCAACUAGAGCAGCUGUUCAACCUGAACGUCUUCGGCGCCUACUUCUGCGCGACGACGGUAGCCAAGCGCUUCAUCGAGCUCGGCAUCAAGGGGUCCAUCGUCUUCACGGCGUCCAUGACCUCGUACCGCCCCAACCGUGCGGCCCCGUCUGCACCAUACGGCGCAACGAAGGGUGCGGUGAGAAACAUGACACAUACCCUGGCGAUGGAAUGGGCCAAGCACGGCAUCCGUGUCAACUCCAUCUCGCCCGGGUUCGUCAAGACGGCCAUGACCUAUUUCGUGGACCAAGCACCUGAUUGGAACUUGAAGAUGCAGUACUAUGGAGGCAUGCCUCGGUUGGCCGACCCAAAGGAGCUCGGUGGUGCCUACGUGUAUCUGUUGUCUGAUGGCGCUUCAUACACCACGGGCAUAGAUAUUCCUGUUGCUGGAAUUGUUGGGGCUUGGUAG
Colletotrichum karsti is the source of this 912-nucleotide messenger RNA. RefSeq lists its product as uncharacterized. Gene Ontology annotation, molecular function: oxidoreductase activity, acting on NAD(P)H, oxygen as acceptor. The coding region runs from base 1 to 912 and encodes 303 amino acids. The transcript is spliced from 2 exons. The record is from RefSeq and is a predicted model, not a curated record. Gene Ontology annotation, cellular component: intracellular anatomical structure. Lineage: Eukaryota; Fungi; Ascomycota; Sordariomycetes; Glomerellales; Glomerellaceae.